AUGUAUUCCACAGAAAUCGGUGAUCAUGUCCUGCUUAGAAACGAACAGAAGUAUGGUCUCGAGUACAACUGGAUUGGUCCUUUUAUUGUCAUUGGUAAAAACUCGGAAACGCAUGUUUACAGAUUGGAAACUGUUGGUGGCGAACCUUACUCUUCUUGGGUGCAUGUUGAUCGCUUAAAAGGUGUUAAGGCUGAAUCCAUUGAUACUCCUUGGUACAACCCCACUGUGUCUCGUGCUGCUUGGCGUGAAGAAAUGGGCCUCAACUCUAGUAAUCAGGCUGUAUCUUGUACUUCUAGUUUCUCUGGUACUUCUGGCUCUGUCGAUCAAGUUGAUCAGAGUCGAUCAACAAUCUCGGGGGGGAAUGAUGUCGUGCCUAAAUUUAGGUUUAAACCAAAUUUGAAGAAAGCGACUAAAAGGCGCCAGCGUAUACUCGAAGGUUCUGGAAACUGA
Molecule: messenger RNA, 450 nt
Organism: Mucor velutinosus
Lineage: Eukaryota; Fungi; Mucoromycota; Mucoromycetes; Mucorales; Mucoraceae
Product: tRNA(m(1)G37)methyltransferase
Exons: 1
Coding region: 1-450 (149 amino acids)
Source: RefSeq, a predicted model, not a curated record